GGAGAAUGAGCAAAAUGGAAAUAGUUUCCGAGUUUCUCAAAAUCUCCAAAGCAUCCGUUUCAUACACGAGUAGAGAAUGAAAGGUAAGAGCCCAUUUAAUACCCUUGAUAGAAGCAUCAAGCUCUGCCUAAUAUGGGGAAGAGCAUGCGACUUGGAAAGAGGCUGUGCAAAUGAAUCUUCCCUCCUCGUCACGAAGAAUUGCAGCACCACGCUUGAAUUUGGAAGAGAAGGAUGCACCAAUAUUGAGCUUGAGACGCCCGCUUUGGAGGAGCUAACCACUAAACCACCUAAAUCUUACCAACCCCAGAGAACUGGCAGCAAACCAGUUGCUAUAAUCCCCGGGAGAUGCAUACAAAGAAAACCAUAAAUGCUGGUGUUAUGACCCCUCAACCACCAAUUCAUGAAAUAUUGAUUGGUGGAAGAAGAAAUAAUGUGCCUUAAACCAAGACAGGUUGAGAAAUGUUGCCAGAUUCCUUCAAUCCUAGGGCAAUCAAUGAGAACAUGUUUG
This is a messenger RNA of Cuscuta campestris, 508 nucleotides long. Lineage: Eukaryota; Viridiplantae; Streptophyta; Magnoliopsida; Solanales; Convolvulaceae. The record is from the annotation of a GenBank genome assembly.